AUGCCCCGCCAAUUCAACUCACAGCCGUCAUCCCGCGGCCAAUUCAACUCGCGGGCGUCAUCCCAAACAAACACACAAAGGCAAACUAUAUCUACGGGCUCAUCUAGACGGCGUACCUCAAGACUUGCCGAGGCACAAAAAGUUGCCGCAGAAGCCCGCAGAGCAGCAUCGCUACGGUUGGCUCAACGACGGGGGCUAGGGGGUCGGCCGGGCGCAAUUCGUCUUCCCCCAGAAUUGGAUGAAGAUGAUGACACGAGUGAAGAUACCUCCGACGAAGAGUAUGGUCGAGGACAUGACGAUACUGCGAGCCCUUUUGGUCCCCUUCCUGCAAGCUUCAGCGAAUCUGAUCCCCAGCACAAUUACAGCGGACUUGAGGAGCACGCAGAAUACUUUUGCCUUCGGCGCUGUGCUGAAAGAAGAGAGGAGAUCAGUCGCCAAUGGAACGAGCUCAAUAACCAAGUCGUUGCCGCAUACCUACUGUGUCAACAAACCACCCGAAACUGGACUAACCCACCAAGCGAUUACAUCCUACCCCCAGGCACAUGUACAUGUCCAUCCGAUGACAUUUCGAUGCAAAAAGUGGAUUUAAUUGAUAUCCUUUGUGAUUGGCUGAAUAGAAGGCUUUUGAACGCCGAAGAAACAAGCCAACUUGCUUCUGAUGGACUCCGAUUGCUCUACUCUACACCAAAUCCGGCAACUCCCGGGAUCACAUACACCCGUACGUUUUUUGAACAGCAAUGGGAACUUGAGAAAAGCUUCCACUUGAACUUCAACCAGACAAGGGAGGACCAACGCAAAAAACUCGGUGAAUUACUCUGCUUACAAGACGACCUUGAUGAAGCUUGGCUACGGGCAACGGUCACUGUGGCCCAGGCAAUUGCCAGGGCCAAUACUUAUAGUAAUAUAGCCGACCAAAUUGUCAGACAACGAUUGGCAAUUGGAGCCAAUCAGAUAAUAGACGACUUGAACAGUUAA
This is a messenger RNA of Puccinia triticina, 975 nucleotides long. RefSeq lists its product as uncharacterized. NCBI's taxonomy places the organism in Eukaryota, Fungi, Basidiomycota, Pucciniomycetes, Pucciniales, Pucciniaceae. The record is from RefSeq and is a predicted model, not a curated record. Bases 1 to 975 code for a protein of 324 amino acids. The transcript is spliced from 3 exons.